AUGGCGGCGGCGGUGGAGAGCGUGGUGGUGGUCCACAACGUGGCGAAGCGGCACAACGUGGGGACGCUGGCGCGGAGCGCGACGGCGUUCGGCGUCGCGGAGGUGGUCGUCGUCGGCCGCCGCGACGACGAGAGAGGGUGUGACAUCUGCGGCGUGGAGAUCACCGAGGACGCGAAGCCUGUGACCGCGCACCCGUUCCGUCGGAGCACAGCGUUCCUCUUCGGCAAUGAGGGCACAGGACUUUCACAAAAAGAGUGCGAUAUCUGUGACUUCUUUGUCUACAUUCCUCAGUAUGGUGGUGGAACUGCAUCUCUCAAUGUUACAGUUGCAGCUUCAAUUGUUCUCCACCACUUUGGGGUCUGGGUUGGCUUUCCUGAACGAGGCCGAGAGGGCAACAAAUUCAUUGUGGCUGAUAGACCACAGGGGCACUCAAGGGGCCUUUACUGCACAGACUCAAUUGAAGCAGUGAUUGAAGAGCAGAAAAUGCGAAAAGAAAAUGCAUGUGAUAUACUUGAGGAAAAUGGAGGCAGCCAUCCUCAGGAAUCAAAUGGCCUAGAUUUGAUGUUUACAGACUAG
Messenger RNA from Miscanthus lutarioriparius, 576 nucleotides. Lineage: Eukaryota; Viridiplantae; Streptophyta; Magnoliopsida; Poales; Poaceae. The record is from the annotation of a GenBank genome assembly.